This is a messenger RNA of Arachis ipaensis, 940 nucleotides long. RefSeq names its product polyadenylate-binding protein 2. Gene Ontology annotation, molecular function: poly(A) binding. The record is from RefSeq and is a predicted model, not a curated record. NCBI's taxonomy places the organism in Eukaryota, Viridiplantae, Streptophyta, Magnoliopsida, Fabales, Fabaceae.
AUAAGAACCUAAAAAGAGCAAGAGGGUCUGAGAGGUGCCGCCGUAUACCCUCUGCGACGCACUCACCAUGGAAAACGACGACGUUGAUAUGCUCGGCGCCGAACACACCGAAGCUGACUUGGACGACAUGAAGAGGCGCUUGAAGGAGAUGGAAGAUGAAGCUGCUGCUUUGAAGGAGAUGCAAGCCAAGGUCGAGAAGGAGAUGGGAUCUAUGCAAGAUCCUGCUACUGCUGGUGCAAGUCAGAGCAAUAGAGAGGAAGUAGAUGCUCGGUCAGUCUUUGUAGGCAAUGUGGACUAUUCAUGUACUCCCGAAGAAGUGCAGCAACAUUUUCAAUCAUGUGGAACAGUAAACCGUGUCACCAUUCGCACUGAUAAGUUUGGCCAACCCAAGGGUUAUGCAUAUGUAGAGUUUCUUGAAGUUGAGGCUGUUCAAGAGGCUCUUCUGCUGAAUGAAUCUGAACUACAUGGGCGCCAAUUGAAGGUGACUGCAAAGAGGACCAACAUACCAGGGAUGAAGCAGUAUCGACCCCGCCGUUCCAAUCCUUACAUGGGGUUUCGAGGCAGAGCUGCAUUUGCUCCUCCAUUUGCCUUUUCCCCAUAUGGAUACGGAAAGGUUCCAAGGUUCAGGAUGGCAAUGCGCUACAGCCCCUAUUAUUAAAUGCGCAGUUAUACAGAUAUGGAUCCUUGAUUGACAAAUGAAUGGACAUAGUGAUCAUCUGCUCCCUCGUAUGGCAUCAUGGCCGAUGCUUUGGGCAUAAGUAUGAGGGAACUAUCUGCCCCACCUAGACUGAUGUGGUUGGUUCUGAGCACAGCAAACAUUGUAAACUUUUAAUGUUUCUUUCGCGGCCUUUGGUAUUUGGCAUAUUCAAAUGUUCUUUGUAAAAGUAUCCAUCGUUCAAGUGGUUAAUAUAUGGGUUUCUGUGUUACUUAUUAUAUGCUA